AUGGUUGAAACUGGCCUACUUGUGGGUCUGACAAAUCUAUUCAUAGAUUUAACUGAUCCAAGCCGCCCGUAUUCUCACUCAGGUGACUCUGAAAGUCGCCAGCUACCAGGAGCUUCUUCGACAACCCUAUCCAAUCAAAUGACUUCCAGCAAUAUAAGCAAACUUAAUAUUGGAGGUCACUCUAGCCACCAUAAAAUCUCUCAGGUGUCUAGUUCCUGUGUAAAUGUUGGGGGUCAUCGACUUAGCCCCACAUCAGCCGUUGCGCCGGAUGCCGAUUUUUCUGAUGCUACUCAAGAGGACAUUGAUGGAGGUGGUCCUGGAGGAGGAGGAUUAGUCGCACAAGAUUUGAACCGUCUAAACUUGCCACAUCAGCAUCCGCCCAUCUGCCCGGUGACAGCAGCUGGAGUCUCACCGAUCGCCCGCCGUUUAAUGCUUCAAAUAAUCGGGCUUAUAACGAGAUUUCAUAAACUCGGCUUGGAUCUCCAGGAGCAACAAGAAGAGGGUGACAAGUAA
Protopolystoma xenopodis is the source of this 513-nucleotide messenger RNA. The record is from the annotation of a GenBank genome assembly. Lineage: Eukaryota; Metazoa; Platyhelminthes; Monogenea; Polystomatidea; Polystomatidae.